AUGGCCGGAGAAGGGGUUCGGGCAGACCCCGAAAAAUUGGACGCCAUGCAAAGAUGGCCACUGCCCAAGGAUUUGAAAGGUCUUAGAGGCUUCCUAGGCCUCACGGGAUAUUAUCGGAGGUUCAUUCAGAGUUAUGGAAUCAUCGCACAACCUCUGACGCAGAUGUUAAAGAAAGGGGCCUUUCAGUGGACAGAUAAGGCUAGGGCGGCCUUUGAAAGCUUGAAACACGCCCUUAUGACUGCACCGGUACUUACCCUCCUGGACCUCAACAAAACCUUCACAGUAGAGACCGACGCUUGUGAUGUUGGAGUGGGAGCCAUGCUCGGGCAAGACGGACAUCCAAUCGCUUAUAUGUCCAAGGCCCUAACCAAAAUGGCUAGAAAAACUUUUGGGUAUGACUUCAAGAUUGAGUACAAAAAGGGUCCUGAGAAUACAGCGGCAGACUCCCUCUCACGCUUGACUGAGCAACUUAUGACGCUCUCUGUGGUGGAAACAGACAUUUGGGAAAGAGGGAACGUCUUAUAUAGGAAGAAUCGCGCAGUGAUUCCUCCUAACUCUGGGCUUAGGCAAGAACUCCUGCAUCAUUUCCAUGACACUCUGGCCGCAGGUCAUGAGGAGGAGAAACACGAGGCCAUAAAGCCUCCGGGGCAUUUAAAUCCUUUUCCAAUUCCUUCGAAACCAUGGAACGACAUCACCAUGGACUUUAUUGAUGCUAUGCCUAGAUCUGAAGGCAAAGAAGCAAUCUUGGUGGUGGUCGAUCGUCUUACAAAGUAUAGUCACUUCGCGCCUCUGCCACGAUCAUAUCAAGGGCCAAUGGUGGCCAGCGUGUACCAAGAAUACGUAGGUAAACUCCACGGGAUGCCACAGUCAGUCGUGUGCGACAGGGACUCCAUCUUUCUCAGCGCAUUCUGGCAGGAGUACAUGAAGAAAAUGGGUACAACACUUAACUUCAGCACGGCCCAUCACCCGUAG
Nymphaea colorata (pocket water lily) is the source of this 972-nucleotide messenger RNA. RefSeq lists its product as uncharacterized. Lineage: Eukaryota; Viridiplantae; Streptophyta; Magnoliopsida; Nymphaeales; Nymphaeaceae. Gene Ontology annotation, biological process: DNA integration. The transcript has 4 exons. The record is from RefSeq and is a predicted model, not a curated record. Gene Ontology annotation, molecular function: nucleic acid binding. Bases 1 to 972 code for a protein of 323 amino acids.